AUGAGUUGUUUUCCUUGUUUUAAUUCUCAAAGGAGUAAGAAAAGCAACAGCAAGAGAGAACAUGGGGCUGCGCCGCCGCAGGAAAACAACACCCUUAUAACGAAAACACCAGAUAUAAAGAAACCAAAACCAGAAGAAACAAACCAAGUUGACACAUCAAAUAUUCAAGCACAAAAUUUCACAUUCCGCGAGUUGGCGAUUGCGACAAAGAAUUUUAGACAAGAGUGUUUGAUGGGGGAAGGUGGUUUUGGCAGAGUUUACAAAGGAACAAUUCCUGCAACAGGACAGGUGGUAGCAGUGAAACAGCUUGAUAGAAAUGGGAUUCAAGGAAGUAAAGAAUUUUUGGUUGAGGUCUUGAUGUUGAGUCUCUUAAACCAUGACAAUUUGGUUAAGCUUAUUGGUUACUGCGCCGAUGGUGAUCAACGUCUUUUGGUGUAUGAGUUCAUGUCAGGAGGCUCUCUAGAAAGUUGUCUUCUUGAGAGAAAACCCGAAGAACCUCAAUUAGAUUGGUAUAGCAGAAUGAAAAUAGCAUCUAAUACUGCGAAAGGACUAUGGUACUUGCACGACAAGGCAAAUCCCUCGGUUAUUUAUAGGGACUUGAAAUCUUCCAACAUUUUGCUUGAUAAUGACCAUAAUGCGAAACUAUCUGAUUAUGGACUAGCGAAACUUGCUGGUAAAGAUAAGAUGAACAUUGUUCCUACAAGAGUAAUGGGCACUUAUGGUUAUAGUGCGCCCGAGUAUGUAAGAACGGGUAAUCUCACCUUGAAAUCAGAUGUUUAUAGUUUUGGAGUUGUCUUGCUAGAACUCAUAACUGGAAGACGAGCCGUUGACACCACAAAACCGCACGAUGAGCAAAAUCUAGUUUCAUGGGCACAACCAAUUUUUAGAGAUCCAAAAAAGUAUGGAGAUUUGGCAGAUCCGAAGCUGAAAUAUCACCCGGACAAGGAUCUGAAUCAGGUUGUUGCAAUUGCAGCCAUGUGCUUACAGGAGGAAGCCGCUGCGCGUCCUUUGAUGAGUGAUGUUGUAACUGCUUUGAGUUUUCUUUCGACUUCUCCUCCUCCUGAAGGUAUUCCUGAACCUCUUCCACCUCCCGAUUCCACCUCCCAAAAGAGUGCUGCGACUGCCAGUGAAAGCGAGAGUGAGAGCGAAGGCAAUAAGAAUAAACGGCCUAUUACAGCAGAUAGUGCGAAAUAUGAAGAAUGUGAAGAAGGAUCAGACAAUGAAUGUGAAUAUUAUGAGAAUGAAACAAAGGAGUUUUACUCUCAAUCAAGCCGCAAGAGCAGCACAAAAUCAAAGAACUCAAAUUCCGGUUCAGAAAAUGGUCGCAAAAGUGGUAGGAGAAAGAAAGGCGCGGAUGGAAGUUUAACUCAGAAAAGCAGCAAAAAGUCUGCUGCAGGAGAUUUAAGCCAGAAGAGCAGUAAGAAAUCUCGCGGCCAAAAGAACGGUAAAAAAUCUUCAAAAGCUAAAAGUCACUCGUCAGAUAGCAGCAGCGGAGAAGAGUCACAAGAUGAAAGUGUUCUUCUCAAGCAUGGUGAGAGUAGGCAAUCACAUAAUGGAAAUGGAUAUUCUUUUGGGCUAACAAGCAGCGAUAGCGGGGAAGAAUCACGCGGAGAUGUUCAUCAUUUUGAUCGUGUCAGCAUGGGGGCAUCUGAGGAGGGAAGUUCUCACCAUUUGCAACAUUCCAGCAGCGGAGGAUCAGACGACGAAAGUGUUAACUCACCACGAUAG
Messenger RNA from Lathyrus sativus (Indian pea), 1728 nucleotides. NCBI's taxonomy places the organism in Eukaryota, Viridiplantae, Streptophyta, Magnoliopsida, Fabales, Fabaceae. The record is from the annotation of a GenBank genome assembly.